UUUUUAGAAGUUAUUAAGCCUUUCUGUGCGGUGCUACCAGAAAUUCAGAAACCUGAAAGGAAAAUACAGUUUAGAGAGAAAGUACUGUGGACUGCUAUAACUCUCUUCAUUUUCUUAGUAUGUUGUCAGAUACCACUCUUUGGGAUCAUGUCAUCAGAUUCUGCAGAUCCUUUCUACUGGAUGAGAGUUAUUCUUGCAUCCAACAGAGGAACUUUAAUGGAAUUGGGUAUCUCCCCAAUUGUAACAUCUGGUUUGAUUAUGCAGUUGUUAGCUGGAGCCAAAAUCAUUGAAGUUGGAGAUACACCCAAAGAUAGAGCUCUCUUCAAUGGAGCCCAAAAACUAUUUGGUAUGAUUAUUACCAUUGGGCAAGCCAUUGUGUAUGUCAUGACGGGCAUGUACGGGGAUCCUGCUGAAAUGGGUGCUGGAAUCUGUCUCCUUAUCAUUAUUCAGUUGUUUGUUGCUGGUUUGAUUGUGCUGCUGUUAGAUGAGCUGCUACAGAAGGGUUACGGCUUGGGGUCUGGUAUUUCCCUCUUUAUUGCCACCAACAUCUGUGAAACCAUUGUCUGGAAGGCCUUUAGUCCCACUACCAUUAACACUGGCAGAGGUACCGAGUUUGAGGGUGCAGUCAUAGCUCUGUUUCAUUUAUUGGCCACCAGAACAGACAAAGUUCGAGCUUUAAGGGAGGCUUUCUACCGUCAGAAUUUACCCAAUCUCAUGAACCUCAUUGCUACAGUUUUUGUGUUUGCUGUUGUUAUAUAUUUUCAGGGAUUUCGAGUUGACUUGCCAAUUAAGUCAGCCCGGUAUCGAGGACAGUACAGUAGCUAUCCCAUCAAGCUCUUCUACACCUCCAACAUUCCCAUUAUUCUUCAGUCUGCCUUAGUUUCAAACCUGUACGUUAUUUCCCAGAUGCUGUCCGUUCGAUUUAGUGGCAACUUCUUAGUAAAUUUACUAGGACAGUGGGCUGAUGUCAGUGGAGGAGGACCUGCUCGCUCUUACCCAGUUGGAGGCCUUUGUUAUUAUCUUUCUCCUCCUGAGUCCAUGGGUGCCAUAUUUGAGGAUCCUGUCCAUGUAGUAGUUUAUAUCAUCUUCAUGUUGGGAUCAUGUGCAUUCUUUUCUAAGACAUGGAUAGAGGUGUCUGGCUCCUCAGCCAAAGAUGUAGCUAAACAGCUUAAAGAACAGCAAAUGGUAAUGAGAGGUCACAGGGAUACCUCUAUGGUUCAUGAACUUAAUAGGUAUAUCCCCACAGCUGCUGCAUUUGGUGGUCUGUGCAUUGGUGCCCUGUCAGUAUUAGCUGACUUCCUGGGGGCCAUUGGAUCUGGCACUGGAAUUCUGCUUGCAGUCACAAUUAUUUAUCAGUAUUUUGAAAUAUUUGUUAAGGAACAGGCUGAAGUUGGUGGGAUGGGUGCUUUGUUUUUCUAAAUGUUUAAAUACUUCUGUUUGUGUGUGUGAAAGGGUAAAUAUUUUGACACAUUGUUUUUGUCAAAUAAUGCUGGUUCCCCUUUUUUUCCUUCUCAGUUUCUUGUUUUCAAGUGCUAACUGCCCCAUUUCUGAAAUGGGCACUGAGCUAAGCCUGUGUGCAGCAUUAGUACCAGCUGCCUUAAAACUGAAGUUUACAUUAUUUGUUCAAAAUGUACAUUUAGUGUUGCCUGUAAUGCUGGAAACCAAUGUUUAUCUCCCUUGCUGUGUUAAAUCAUGACGGUGAGAUGGUGACAUGGAUUAGUUUUGCACACAACAUUCAGAACACUUAAGAUUUCCUCCACUUGUUUAAAAAUAAAUAUAGUUCAAAUUGCCACUUUUCCAGUAUUUUUGAGCUUAUUUAAUGAGUUCUUGAACAUUUAUAUCUAAUCUCUAUUUUAGAUAAUUACUUUUUAUACUUUUUUAACUCACAGUAUCCACCUUCCCUCCCCUCCUUGUCCCCUUUUCCCCACCCCUUUUGGCCCUUCUUAAAGCAGCCACUUAGCCCAAAUGGGUGAAAUUGAGCCUCAAAGUGUUAUCCGUUAGUAGAAAAAACUGCUUAUAAUUACUCUUCCUAUUUUUCAUUUCUCCUUUCUUCCAGUGACAGCAUAAAUGUUACUGUUUUACUGUAUUGGCUAUGCCUUCUAAUUCCAACAAGUCACUUGAGAAUACUCUUUCAAGAUAUUAUGCCCCAAUUCUUUAUUUUAAACCCUUAAAGAAAAGAUCUAAUUCUCAAGCAGUGUCUGUAGUUCAGUGGAGGUGAACAAUGAGUAAUUCAUGCUAGGAAUUUGUGUAUGUUGUUGUACUUUACAGCAGCAACAUAAGUGUAAACAGUAGACAAUAAACUUUUAUUUAAUGAAACUGUUUCAGUUGUGUUAGAAAAAUAAAUAAAUCUGAUAUU
This is a messenger RNA of Orycteropus afer afer, 2356 nucleotides long. It is a transcript of the gene SEC61A2, whose product is annotated as SEC61 translocon subunit alpha 2. The record is from RefSeq and is a predicted model, not a curated record. Gene Ontology annotation, biological process: SRP-dependent cotranslational protein targeting to membrane, translocation; post-translational protein targeting to membrane, translocation. Lineage: Eukaryota; Metazoa; Chordata; Mammalia; Tubulidentata; Orycteropodidae. Gene Ontology annotation, molecular function: transmembrane protein transporter activity; signal sequence receptor activity; ribosome binding. Gene Ontology annotation, cellular component: Sec61 translocon complex; membrane.